This is a messenger RNA of Nerophis lumbriciformis (worm pipefish), 6516 nucleotides long. RefSeq names its product gap junction protein gamma 1 (gene gjc1). Gene Ontology annotation, biological process: cell-cell signaling. The record is from RefSeq and is a predicted model, not a curated record. Gene Ontology annotation, cellular component: connexin complex. Gene Ontology annotation, molecular function: gap junction channel activity. Lineage: Eukaryota; Metazoa; Chordata; Actinopteri; Syngnathiformes; Syngnathidae.
GACAGCGGUCGCGAAAGGGAGGAGAUCCAGAUACAAAAAAAAAAGAACCGAGGAGGCGAGGAGGACCUCCACCCCCACCCGAGUUAUGCGCCCUGCUCCCCGGUGAGCAACAGAUCGGCGACUCGGCGGCGCUCCCACACCGGAGGAGGGAUGAGCCGCGGAGGGGGAGACAAUACCGGAACCAGGCGGCACGUGUGAGCCCGUUCUCGGUGGAGCUCGCGUUGAUGACGCGGAAGGACGAGACGGUUCGGUCCGAGCCAAAAUGACCCCACCGCUACCAUCCUCUUCAUCAUCCUCAUCAUCAUCAUCCGGUACCACGGAGGGGGCCCGGUUCUGGCAGCGCUUUUACGCGGCAGACCCCGUAGUGACCACCGCUAUGGACACGAGGAGAGUGGCGUGGAGAGCCACGCAAUAACACACACACACCCACCCGAGACAUAACCGGAACAAGUCCCGCGGAUCUUCCAAGUUUGGACCGGGCGAAGUCCGAACCUCUUCCUGCUCUUCGUCUUCUUCCUCCUCGGCUUCUCGAACCCAGCAUCUUCACAGGCUCGCACAGCGAGUCUGUGAGCAGUUGAGAGAGGGACACUGUCUGCCCCACUGUCCAGCGACACCAUGAGCUGGAGCUUCCUCACGCGGCUGCUGGAGGAGAUCCACAACCACUCCACCUUCGUGGGGAAGCUGUGGCUCACCGUGCUCAUCGUCUUCCGCAUCGUCCUCACGGCCGUUGGAGGAGAGUCCAUCUACUACGACGAGCAGAGCAAGUUCGUGUGUAACUCGGGGCAGCCGGGCUGCGAGAACGUCUGCUAUGACGCCUUCGCCCCACUGUCCCACGUCCGCUUCUGGGUCUUCCAGAUCAUCCUGGUGGCCAUGCCGUCUCUCAUGUAUAUGGGCUACGCCGUCAACAAGAUUGCGCGAUUGGAUGAAGCUAAGGGAGGAGUCGGAGCUGUUGCUGUGAGACCCGUCGGAGGGGGCUACACGCACCGGAAGCCCAGGAAAAUCUGUUUCGGGGCACGGCAGCACCGGGGCAUCGAGGAGACCGAGGAGGACCGCGAGGACGAUCCCAUGAUCUAUGAGGUGCCAGAGAUGGAACCUCCCAAAAGACCUCGAGAUCCGCUGCAGCCUACACCCAGACCUAAGAUCCGCCAUGACGGUCGCACGCGCAUCCGAGAUGAGGGUCUGAUGCGGGUUUACGUUCUGCAGCUGGUGACACGCACGGUUUUAGAGGCGGGCUUCUUGACGGGCCAGUACUUGCUGUACGGCUUCCGCGUGACGCCCGUGUUUGUGUGUUCGGGGAAACCAUGCCCCCACAGCGUGGACUGCUUUGUGUCGCGGCCCACCGAGAAGACUAUCUUCCUGCGCAUCAUGUACGGUGUCACCGUGCUCUGCCUGGUGCUCAACAUCUGGGAGAUGCUGCACUUAGGCAUCGGCUCCAUCUGCGACAUUCUGCGUCGCCGCCGCUGCCCUCCUCAGGACGACGAGUACCAGCUGGGCCUGCUGGGCACCAAUGUGGGCGGAGACGGGUCGGUAGGGGUGGCCGGACCGGAGGCAGGUUCCGAAGGCGGGGACGGUGGGGAUGGACCUGCCGAUUAUGUGGGUUAUCCGUUCUCCUGGAACACCCCGUCGGCGCCGCCUGGCUACAACAUCGUGGUGAAACCCGAGCAGAUGCCCUACACCGACCUCAGCAACGCCAAGAUGGCGUGCAAGCAGAACCGGGCAAACAUCGCCCAGGAGGAGCAGCAGCAGUUCGGCAGCAAUGAGGACAACUUCCCCACGGGGGGCGAGGCUCGCGUGGCCCUCAACAAGGACAUGAUCCAGCAGGCUCACGAGCAGCUGGAAGCCGCCAUCCAGGCCUACAGUCAGCAGCACCGGGCCGAGGAGACUCUGGGGGACAACCAGGACGACAAGCCCCAGAGUAACAUCAUCAUCCAGACGCAGCCGCCGCCUCAGAAGGAGCGCAAGCACAGACUCAAGCACGGCAAAGGAGGCAGCAGCGGCGGCGGCAGCAGCAGCAACAGCAGUAGCAGCAAAUCAGGAGAAGGCAAACCGUCGGUAUGGAUUUAACCCCGAUGCAAACCAUGCAGUGUACAUACCACUUGUCAACACCGCCGUGCCUUAAAGAGGAACUGCACUGUUUUUGGAAUUUUGUCUGUCAUUCACAAUCCAUACGUAAGACAAAAACACAUUUAUUUUUCUUUCUUUAAUGGAUGGAUGGAUGGAUGGAUAAUGCAUUCUAAAUUUUAAAUCCCGCCUAUAAAGCACUCUAAUCAUCGUCCAUUGACUUAUAUACAUGCUGUAAGUAUGUAUGUAAUGUAGUAACAGGCACAUUCAUAAUAACAUGUAAUAUUAGGAAUUUUGCUCAUUCUAAGCAUACGGCGGCGUAUUAAUUUCACAGACACAUCACAACGUUCACUUUUCCCUUCAUCAACAACACUACUAAUCAUGAGAGACAAGUAUGAUUACUUUGGGACAAACGGUGAUCCAGAACCUUAUAUUUUUUAACCUGAAUACAAGGAGGAAAAAAAUGCAACUUUUAGAAGCUGAGUCAUACGCAGAUCCAGCUUUAGCAGCAGUAUUGCUAAGUGUGAAACAAGAUAUUGGAAACUACAACCAUAAUAAAACAAUCACUUACUGUACAAUGUCUGCUCUCACUGGGAUGCAGAGUAAUUGGAUGUGCAUAUAUUCCUGUUGAGAUAAACAAUUAAUCCUAAUCCUAAAGCAGGUUAAAAAAAAAAAAAAAAGGUGCCGCAAACAAGUGUUUUUGUGUGUUUCUCGCUAUCUAAAUUGAAGGUCAAAGUUGACCAACGACUACUUUAUGUCAACAAUCUUCUACUAUCCAAGUGAGAGGCAUGAUUUAUAAUCACAACGUUCACUUUUCCCUUCAACGACAACACUGCUAAUCAUGCCAGACUACAUUAGAGACAAGAACGAUUACUUUGGGACAAACGGUGAUCCAGAACCUUAUAUUUUUGAACCUGAAUAUAAGGAGGAAAAAAAUACAACUUUUACAAGCUGAGUCAUACGCAGAUGCAGUUUUAGCAGCAGUGUCAAGAUUUUGGAAACUACGACCAUAAUAGAAAAAUCACUUACUGUACAAUGUCUGCUCUCACUCAGAUGCAGAGUAAUUGGAUGUGCAUGUCUUCCUGUUUAGAUGAAGAAUUAAUCCUAAUCCUCGUUUUUUUGUGUGUUUCUCGCCAUCUAAAUUGAAUGUCAAAGUUGACCAACUACUUUAUGUCAACAAUCUUCUACUACCCAGGUGAGAGGCAUGAUUUAUGAUCUAGAAUUAACUUUCACCAACAACAAUAACAAUAACAAUAACAAUAACAAUAUCGCUAAUACUUGGCUAAUAUUCAGGACACGAGAUGUAAACGGAGUAUUGUUGGCUGUUUUUGGAUGUUUUUUUAGAGAGCUUUAUGGGCAGAAUAGUGUACUACCAUUAGCUGCAUUGUUAGCCACCUCGUACUUGUCAGAUUUAACAAGCUCGAAUGCAUAAACAAAGAAAAAUAUGUGCUCUUGUCUUACGUAAGGAUUGUGAAUGAUGGGCAAAAAAAAAUAAAAAAAAGGUGCAGGUCCCCUUUAAUUACCCAAUCCUGCGAGCUGGGCAAGAUUGUGUACGCGAUGAUGCAGCUGACGCCUCGUCUGGGCCACCGCGGUCAAACUUGCAAAAAAAAAAACAGAAGACAGUCUCUGGUACGCCCUUGGGUCCAUCGUCUGCCUUGUCCGACAGGAACAAACGAUUUUGGCUCUUUUCCUUCGCAAAGACUCCCGAUUGCAAAAAGCGAUUAAAUGCAAUAAGAAAAGUGACUUUUUUUUUUGUUCAACUGAGAGGAUUGCCGUCCGGUCUCACUUUACUGUGACUGUUUGUUUAUGUCCAUGUGUGUGUGCGUUUUGACAGGAGUGCUACUCCCGCUGCUGCUCGGGCCUUUGUUGUUGUUGUUGUUGUUGUUGUUGUUCCGAGAGAACAUGGUGCAUCCUCAACUUUAAUGUUGAGUUUCUCACUGUUGUUGAGCCCUGACUGCCUCACGCUGGGUGCUGUGCGUAAUGCAACACACGCACACAUAUGAGGGGCCGUUAGUGCCGUGUAUGUAAGAGUGUUUCAGUAGUGUAUGUGAGUGUGUUUCAGUAGUGUGUAUAAGAGUGUUUCAAUAGGGUGUGUGAGAGAAAAACAUUUUAGUUGUUUAUGUGAGAGCAUUUCAGUAGUGUAUGUAAGAGUGUUUCAGUAGUAUGUAUAAGAGUGUUUCAGUAGUGUGUGUGGGAGAAAAAGAUUUCAGUUGUUUAUGUGAGCGAAUUUCAGUAGUGUGUAUAAGAGUGUUUCAGUAGUGUGUAUAAGAGUGUUUCAGUAGUGUGUGAGAGAAAAACAUUUCAGUUGAUUAUGUGAGAGCAUUUCAGUAGUGUCUAUAAGAGUGUUUCAAUAGUGUGUAUAAAAGUGUUUCAGUAGUGUGUGUGAGAGAGAAACAUUUCAGUUGUUUAUGUGAGAGCAUUUCAGUAGUGUAUGUAAGAGUGUUUCAGAAGGGUGUAUAAGAGUGUUUCAGUGGUGUGUAUAAGAGUGUUUCAGUAGUGUGUGUGGGAGAAAAAGAUUUCAGUUGUUUAUGUGAGAGCAUUUCAGUAGUGUGUAUAAGAGUGUUUCAGUAGUGUGAUAAGAGUGUUUCAGUAGUGUGUGUGUGUGAGAAAAAGAUUUCAGUUGUUUAUGUGAGAGCAUUUCAGUAGUGUGUAUAAGAGUGUUUCAGUAGUGUGUGUGAGAGAAAAACAUUUCAGUUGUUUAUGUGAGAGCAUUUCAGUAGUGUCUAUAAGAGUGUUUCAGUAGUGUGUAUAAGAGUGUUUCAGUAGUGUGUGUGAGAGAAAAACAUUUCAGUUGUUUAAGUGAGAGCAUUUCAGUAGUGUAUGUAAGAGGUCAUUCUGAAUAAUGUCCCUAACGGCCCCUCAUACACACACAUGUGUGAUUGAUGGAUCUUAAAGUCUUCCCAUGAGUUAAAGAGGGUUUAAAGCCAUUUUUGUAAAAAACAAAACAAAAAAAAAACAACAAGACCAAACACUGUUUGCGUGUCAGUGCCAAGAUGAUAGGAUUUCACGCGUGUGAAGCUUUGGAAUGCCGAGGCCAUGCUUAAAACGCCUACACGGUGGUGACCAACCCUUUUGUAAAACCAUUUCUUUUUCUAUGAUGUCUUUGUUUUUCCAGCAUCGGGAUUCAACAACAAGUUUUUUUAUUUCUCUUUUUAUACAAAAAAAAAAAAGUUCCUUAUUUGCCCCCCUUUUUUUGAACAGAAACUGUUUGAAUUAACUGUGUGAGUAUUUAUGGUUAUUAUGGUGUUAAAUUGCCUUUCAAGUGUUAUUUAAAAAGUGAUAAUAAUGUGAAAUGACAUAGUAUAUUUUUAUAAUCAAAAGAAAAAAGCCAGACUUGGGGGAGAUUACACUGCAAGCUGUGUUUAACAGGGAUAAACGUCGGAGUAAAAAAAGGCGAUGCCACACCAGGGGAACGAUGUCAGAAUGAAACGAGCUUGUGUUUGCACUGUGGAAAUGCUCCGGUGAGCACCAAAGCAGGCCGCGCCCAUGACGACCAUGCCCUGUUUUGAAUAGCCGGCAAGAAAGACCAGAUCCAGGCAGGCGUGAGCAAACCAAAGUGCAGCUAUACAAAGAACAUGGGAAUAUAAUGUCAUCAUCUGUCGGAGUAAUUUGGUUAAAAAAAACCUUCCCCCAAACCCUCAAAACUCAACUUCAAGCUCAAAUGGAAGAAACCGCAUCCCUCAGGGCUCUGUACUAUGCCCAUUUCUUUAAGGUGGUUACAGUGGUACCUCGGUCAGGGUAUGUUUUGGUCAUUUGUAUGGAUGGCAAUUAAAAAACAAACUUAAAAAAAAAAAUGUUUUACUAAAAAACAGCAUUUUUUUUUCUAGUGUCAAAAAAAAUAGGAUUAAAAAACGAUUACUGUAUUUUUCGGAGUAUAAGACGCACCGGAGUAUAAGUGGCACCUGCCGAAAAUGCAUAAUAAAGAAGGAAAAAAAUGUAUAUAAGUCGCACUGGAGCCCGGCCAAACUAUGUAAAAAAAAAUGCGACUUAUAGUCCGAAAAAUACGGUACCUUUUUCGUCUAUAAGUUCCAUAGCAAGAUUUAAAUCACCAUUCGGCAGAAAGGUGAUUUAAAGCCAAAAACAGACGUUUGGUUUUUUUCAUGUUCCGAAACUAAAAUUGGAAUUUUCCAUUUAAAGAGAAGACUGCGGACUGGCCACAGGAAAAACAACAGUGUGGUGUUGUGGAGGGGUACUUUUCACACAUGUAUGGGGAAUUGAUUCUGGUUCUUAAUAGUACCAAUUUACAUUACUUUUGUCUGUGUUCAAAUGUGUUUAUAAAUGUUAAUUGUUUAAAAAAAUUUUUUUUUGUUUUGUUUAACAUUUAAACACUAAUUUGUGCUGUCUAGCUAUCUUUUUUCCUUACACUUCAGUGUCUCAUUGGCAAGUACUGUACUGCACUAUUGGAUGGCAGUACUGUAUAGACUUAGACAAACUUUAUUGAUCCACAAGGAAAAU